AUGGACCAUUUAAAGUCAUUAGAGUCAAGUCUUCCACCAGAACAACCUCCAACAGAAAAUGCCAUCCAAUCAUUAAGUAGUGAUUCAUCUCAAGAAUUUAAGAUUGCGGCAAAUGCUGUCACAAAAUUAUAUAGAGUGGCAAAUGAAAAAAAUUCAUUAUUGAAACAUCAAGGUUAUAUAUCAUGUUUGGAUGACAUUUCAGAACUAAUUGAAAAAAGACAAGUUUCAAGUUUAGAUGAAAUACGACAUUGGUGUAUGAAACAAAAAAUUGAAAAAUAUACACAAAAAAUGGAUAAACCGAAUACAAAUAUAAGUACAAACAUAAACGCAGAUCAGAAUCAAAAUAAUAAAUAUAAUUUCCAAUUUUCUAGUAAUGGGAAGACUGGAAACAUAGAUAAUAGCAUUCAACAAAUUGUAAGUCCGAAAUUUAAACCCUCUAUGGCCCCGAUGAGUGUCGAGCACUCAUUUAAUGAGGCAGAUACUUACAGAUUUAAGAAGAAAUGGUCGGUCACUAGAAGGCAUGCAAAUAAUGCUCAAAAAGACAAUGAAAAUAGCAUGAUUGAUAGUCUUAACUAUGAUAUGGCAUCAUCAUUAGAAAUAGGAGAUGAUUCGGUAAAAUACGGGCACACUCCGAAGAAACCAAAAUAUUCCAAUUAA
This is a messenger RNA of Naumovozyma dairenensis CBS 421, 657 nucleotides long. RefSeq lists its product as uncharacterized. NCBI's taxonomy places the organism in Eukaryota, Fungi, Ascomycota, Saccharomycetes, Saccharomycetales, Saccharomycetaceae. The record is from RefSeq and is a predicted model, not a curated record. The coding region runs from base 1 to 657 and encodes 218 amino acids. The transcript has a single exon.